AUGGCUGCUCGAAGAAACCGAAUUUCGAAUGAAGUMAGAGAGCGUCUUGUGWGGGCCUAUGAAGACCCCACUGAAGAUUAUCUAAUGGUUGCUGCUACAUUGGGAGUAAACCGUUCUACGGCCAGGGGUAUCAUAACACGGUACAUUCGUGAGGGCAGAGUAGAAGAGCUACCACGAGGUGGACGCAACAACGUAAAAGUAGACGACGAGAUGAAACAAUCCCUGAACGACAUAAUAGACGAUAAUUGCAUGCUGACCCURAAUGAAAUCAACAGAGAACUUAGAAGAAGACUUCCAAGAAAAACUCAAAUUCAUGACCGUACGGUAGGAAGGGCACUUGACGGUAUGCUUUUAAGUCUUAAAUUAGCCAGACCUUUGCCAGUUGAUAGAAAUCGCCCAGAUGUGAUUCGAAGUCGUUUUGAAUACGCCAAUUGGUUUCUCAACACAGGCGUGGAUGGACAUUGCGUAUUUAUAGAUGAAUGCGGCUACAAUAUUUGGACUGCCAGGAGCUAUGGCCGAGCAACAGUAGGCGAGAGGGCCUACAGACAGGUAUGCGGACAACGAGGGCCAAAUGUCACCAUUGUGCUUGCCAUAUCACCAAGAUCUGGUUUGGUGCACCAUUCCGCCCAAAUAGGAGGGAUGACCGCCCAGAGAUUCCAUGAUUUCUUAGCUCAAACCCACCAACGUCUUCCCCCUAACGACCAAGUUUUCUUCAUUUACGACAAUGCACCUGCCCAUCGUAAUGCCAAUAAUCCUGGUGCCAAUAGCGAGCUGAAGCCCCUGCCAGCUUACAGUCCAUUUCUCAAUAUAGUGGAGCAGGCCAUURCCUGCUUAAAGGAAGCUAUAAAGGCUCACUUGUCACGUCCCGACCAGCAACGUUUAAUGGGAGACAGAGGAGAAGCAAGAAGGCAAGGCAUUCCACUCGGAGAGCUAAGAAAAAGAUUGCUUCUUAGAGCAACUACAAGAAACAUGAAUGUUAUCACGCAACAAAAAUGCAUGCAGUGGUACAACCACAUGCAAACCUAUCUUCCCAGAUGUAUGAAUAGAGAAGCWAUUCAAGGAUAA
This is a messenger RNA of Actinia tenebrosa (Australian red waratah sea anemone), 1065 nucleotides long. RefSeq lists its product as uncharacterized. The record is from RefSeq and is a predicted model, not a curated record. Lineage: Eukaryota; Metazoa; Cnidaria; Anthozoa; Actiniaria; Actiniidae. Gene Ontology annotation, molecular function: nucleic acid binding.